Molecule: messenger RNA, 2212 nt
Organism: Ceratitis capitata (Mediterranean fruit fly)
Lineage: Eukaryota; Metazoa; Arthropoda; Insecta; Diptera; Tephritidae
Exons: 6
Coding region: 178-2070 (630 amino acids)
Cellular component (GO): membrane
Molecular function (GO): phosphatidylinositol bisphosphate binding
Source: RefSeq, a predicted model, not a curated record
UAUUAAAACAAUUAAUUUUUUAUUAUCUAAUCAAAAUGUGAAUUUUCAUGCAACAAUCCAGUAUGGGCGCGCAUCAAACUGUUUUCGCUAUUAAAAUCAGUGCCGCGCAUUUCACUGCACUGCCAAACGCAGGCGGAGUCAAAAGUAUUUUUUAAAGUUCUAAAAACUAUUGUAAACAUGUCUGCAAUCAAACUUGAAAUGCGACCAUUAACACCGGCACUCCAACAGAAGGCGUGCGAUGAGUUAAACGAGGUGCCCGAGCGUUUAGCCGCGGAUAUCUCAACGCUCAGGGCUUGGCUGCGCCAACAACCACACUUGAGCGCACGCCAAAGUGAUCAGUUUCUGUUGAAUUUCCUGCGCGGCUGUAAAUUCAGUUUGGAGAAGGCGAAACGCAAGCUGGAUCAGUAUUACACAUUGCGUACGACGCUGCCCGAUUUGAAUCAACACGGUUUCGUGGAUGAUCAGCGUUUACGCGCCAUCAUACGUUUGGGUGUCACGCUUUAUUUGCCACUGCCACUGCUGGAAGAUGGCCCAUGCAUUAUGUUAAUGCGUCCGGGUAAAUACGAUCCCAAAGCCUUCAAUAUGACAGAUUUAUUACGCGUAAGCUUUCUGCUUCAGGACAUUUAUCUUAUCAGCAAUGACAAUCUAAUUAUUGGUGGUUUUAUGCAAAUUGGCGACUUUGAAGGCUUCUCCAUGGCGCAUUUGCUACAGAUGAGCCCGUCGCUUAUGAAACGCUUCAGCUUGUACGUCGAAGAAGGUAUGCCGAUGCGUAUUAAAAACUCGCAUUUCUUCAAUACGGGUGCGAUCUUUGAGAAGCUCUUUGCCACUGUCAAACUGCUGCUGCCUGCAAAGAUGGUCGAGAGGUUUCAGGUACACAACACAUUCGAUUCCCUUUGCGCAGCUGUGCCGAAAAAGUAUUUACCAAAGGAUUAUGGCGGUGAAAAUGGCAGCAUUGAGGAAACUAUCGCCAAAACCGAACAACUAGUUUUGGAAUAUCGUGAAUAUUUAUUAGAUGAAAAGAAUUAUGGAGUAGAUGAGAAGUGUCGCAUUGGUGGUCCAAAUAAUUUGGAGACAGAAUAUGGUUUGGAUGGUUCGUUUAGAAAGCUAAAUGUGGAAGGACAUAAAAGUAAAGCCAAACACAUCAUGUCCAAUAUACGACCCUUAACACCGGAGCUGGCCAAGCGCGCACAGGAAGAGCUUGGUGAGGUGCCCGAACGUAUAGAUGCCGACAUCCAACAACUACGUGACUGGAUUGUAAAGCAACCACAUCUCAACGCACGCACCGAUGACCAGUUCCUAGUGGCUUUCCUGCGCGGUUGUAAAUACAGUGUGGAGAAGGCGAAACAAAAAUUAGACAAUUACUAUGCAAUGCGUGGCGCUGUGCCGGAGUUGUAUAAAGAUCGGUUUGUCAAUGAUGCUGCCAUUGAUAUACUGCGUUCGAGCGUCUACUUACCUUUACCGAAACCAAUAGCGCCCGACGGCCCUCGCAUACACCUCUCCCGCUAUGGAGUUUUCGACACUAAUAAAUAUUCGCUGAGUGAUAUAAUCAAAGUACGCACUAUGCUUGGUGAUAUACAAUUCCGUGAUGAUGAUAAUGCCAUGGUGAUGGGCUUCAUGGAGGUUAUCGAUUUUAAAGGUGUCGGUCCAGGGCAUAUUUUCCUUUUUAAUGCCGUGUUGGUGAAGAAACUGGCAGUACUGGGUGAUAAAGCAUGGCCUUAUCGUCCGAAAGGAUUCCAUUUCAUCAAUGUAAAUUCGGCCUGUGAGAAAAUUAUGAGUCUGGCAAAGAGUAUGAUGAGUGAUAAGAUUAAGAAACGUUUUCAUGUUCAUGCCAAUUAUGAAUCACUUUACAAGCACAUACCAAAGGAGUGUCUGCCGGCUGAAUAUGGCGGCAGCAACGGUACGAUUGUGGCGGGCGUCAAAGAGUGGGAAAAUAAAUUGCUUAGCUAUAAGGAAUACUUUGAGGAGGAUGCCAAAUAUGGCACAAAUGAAAAACUACGACGUGGACGUCCAUUUAAUUCCGAAUCAUUAUUCGGUAUUGAGGGCUCAUUUAGGAAAUUGGAUAUUGAUUAGUGAUUUGUUUGUUUUCGGCAAUUUUCUAGUAACUUAAAUGAGAUUACUAAUUGUCUUUAUUGUAUGUUUGCACAUUUGUACAUACAGAUGUGUAUGUAUGGUAGGUAUGUAUGUGAAUUUAGUUAGUUAUUAUUAAUUUAUA